This is a messenger RNA of Durusdinium trenchii, 633 nucleotides long. NCBI's taxonomy places the organism in Eukaryota, Dinophyceae, Suessiales, Symbiodiniaceae. The record is from the annotation of a GenBank genome assembly.
AUGCAAGCGCUGCCGAGACCGGUGCCUGGAAGGAGCGUAUCGCAUGGCCUUUUCUACCAGGCGCACUAUCAACGCGCCUUGCAACGCUGCGAAGAUGGUGUUCUCUCACGAAUCGGCUUGCGGAUGCCCAGUAAGUCGCAAUCCACCUCUUUGGGCUCCGAGGACGCCUUCAUGCGAGAGGUUCUCAAGAGGUACUUUGGUGACUUUCUUCCCGAAAAUACCAGCCUGGAGACCACUCUCUCCAUUUUUUCGAAGCAAACAGUGGAGCCUGGCUCCGUCUUGUGGCGCGCGGGCGAGCCCUGCAGUUACUGCGUGUGCGUCACCGAGGGCACGCUGCAUGCGAUGCAGCCCAGUCGGACGGCGGGGAAGGCGGAUCGCUUGGCCUGUAUUGCGGGCCCGGGCGAUUUCAGUGGCUUCCUUGCCAUGCUGAAUCACUUCCCCUACGAGCACACGGUGCUGGUGCCCGAGGAGGCUGAAGAUGAUGAAGGUGCCUGUCAGAUGCUGGUGCUUCAGAAGAACAAGUAUCAAGCGCUGCUGCUCUCAGAUCCUCCUUUCGCCCAAGCGCUACUGCGUGGAUUUCUGCGGCAAAUCAGCUACGAGUGCCGCGAGCUCUCCCGCCUGGCGAACGAAUAG